GUGUCGAACGCGCCCCUCCAAGUCGCCGACUCCAUUCGCCGCUUCACCCUCCGGCAGGCGCCAGCACGCAGCGCGGUAGCACCGCCACUCCGCCAGGAGCCAGAACCGCCGCACGCCUCUUCAUUCUUCGCCUCACGCCCGUCGCCUGCACUCCGUUCGGCGGUUUGGCCAAUUGGCCCUUCUCAAUAUUCACCUUCAGUAGUUCCGUUCCUCUGAAAUACUUCAUGGAGAUGCAGACAGUUCAUAGUGCAUAUGGAGUUGUGAUCAAUUAGUAAUUUCUUCUUCUUCUUUUGGGUUGAGUGUUAAAGAGAAGAUGGGCAGUGUUCUGAGCAAGGCUGCUGAUGGCUUCGGAAAUGCCCUCGCCACUCCCUUCAAGGCUAUGCUUGAAGGAUCUUGCGAAGAUGUUUGCAGCGGAGUUUGGGAUGUGUCGUGUUUCAUCACUCACCUUUGUGUUUCGGAUUUGAUCAAGUUAUUUAUGAUUCUGGUGCUUUGCUACAUAACUCUACUGUUUCUGUACAUGUUCUUCAAACUGGGGAUAUGCCAAUGCAUAGGGAAAACUAUAUGCGGAAUGUAUUGUUCAGCGUGUAAGGCUUAUUGGUCAUCAGUUGGGUGUUUAAUGUGUUUCCUCUGGCAUAAACUUAUCAAUGUUCAGCGUGUGGAUCGUCACCACCGCCGACGGCGGCGCUUCAUAGAUGUUGAAUCUGGAGAUAAUUCCUUCAGUCUCGACGGUGACUCUUCAUUUGUUGAUGGAGGCGAUGUAAGGGUGUCUAGAAAGAGAAAGAUGAUGAUCAAGAGGACGGGGGAACGUAGACUUCACGGCCAGCAUCAUUCUCGUUAUCACAGUCACCGCCAUCGCCACGGCCACGGCCACGGCCACGGCCACGGCCACGGUCAGAGUCAUCAUCCUCAGGGUAGUAUGUAUACAAGAGAAGUUGGUCUUCAAGUUAAGGGUAGGCCUCUUAGAAUGGCAAAGUUAAGACAUCAUUCACCGAGAAAGGACAUUGUUGUUGCUGGCCCCAAUAUGGCAUCCUUCAAACGAAGACGAAUUGCUGUCCAAUGACAUUUCCUCUUUAGUAUAUACGGACUAUAUAAUUAUGGAGUAUAUAAUUUAGAUCAAAUGAGAAUGUUUUACUUGAUUUA
Cuscuta epithymum is the source of this 1140-nucleotide messenger RNA. NCBI's taxonomy places the organism in Eukaryota, Viridiplantae, Streptophyta, Magnoliopsida, Solanales, Convolvulaceae. The record is from the annotation of a GenBank genome assembly.